UGUAGGGCUAUGGGACCAGCGCCGUAAGCGUUCAUACAGUGGACUGCCCGUGGAUGGACGCAGCGCGUGGGCUAUCUUUCUUAUUUGUUGUGUAGCUUUUUUGAGGAAAGUUCACUCUCCAUGUAGAAACAAGUGAUCUUUCUCUUUUUUUUUCAAAUAGACAGAGCACACUUUCCCUACUUUCAUUCGAACAAUGCUUGCGUCGCAAAGCUGGAUACAUCUGCUCUCAAAGCCGUAGAUAAACUCUGAAGAGGAGAAAAAGUAUUGCUUCAGAAAUAUUACAACUCUCGAUGUCGGUUUAAAAACCUCAUAGUGUGUAUCGAGGAGUCAGCAGCAUCUUUGGUCACUUUUUGGACUUUUUGUUGCCUCCCGUGUGCCAGUUUCGCACAGGUGAGCGGAUCUUGUCUGUACGGCGUGUUUGUAAAUGUUCGGAGCCCAGGAGCAUCUGGCUGGUGAAGCUGCCAGUGUGAAAGAGCGAAGUUUUGAGGAAGAAAUGGAUUCGGUCCGAUCAUGGGUGCGGAAUAUCGGUGUUGUUGAUGCAAAUGUAGCAGCACAGAGUGGAGUAGCCCUGUCCCGGGCACACUUUGAGAAACAACCCCCCUCCAAUCUGCGCAAGUCCAACUUCUUCCAUUUUGUGUUAGCCCUCUAUGACCGGCAUGGACAACCAGUGGAAAUUGAAAGGACAGCCUUUGUUGAUUUUGUGGAGCAUGAAAAGGAGCAGAUGGGAGAAAAAACCAACAAUGGCACGCACUACAAGCUCCAGCUCCUUUACAGUAAUGGUGUGAGAACUGAGCAAGACCUUUAUGCUCGCCUUAUUGACUCUGUCACCAAACAGCCCAUUUCAUAUGAGGGACAAAACAAAAAUCCUGAAAUGUGCCGUGUCCUGCUUACUCAUGAAGUCAUGUGCAGUCGUUGCUGUGAGAAAAAGAGUUGUGGAAAUCGUAAUGAGACACCAUCAGACCCCGUCAUCAUCGACAGAUUUUUCUUGAAGUUUUUCCUCAAGUGUAACCAAAAUUGUCUGAAGACAGCAGGGAACCCAAGAGACAUGAGAAGAUUCCAGGUGGUCCUCUCAAGCACCAUUAGCGUGGACGGUCAUGUUCUCGCUGUGUCCGAUAACAUGUUUGUCCACAACAAUUCCAAGCAUGGCCGUCGGGCACGUAGACUGGAGCCAGGUGAAACACUGGAGAAUCCCAUGGAAUAUGCCACCCCGUGUAUCAAAGCCAUCAGCCCCAGUGAAGGGUGGACCACAGGAGGCGCUAUGGUGAUAAUUAUCGGGGAGAAUUUCUUUGACGGUCUGCAGGUCGUGUUUGGGAGCAUGCUGGUGUGGAGUGAGUUAAUCACUCCUCAUGCUAUCCGGGUUCAGACACCUCCAAGACACAUUCCAGGGGUUGUAGAAGUCACACUGUCCUACAAAUCAAAACAGUUCUGCAAGGGAGCACCAGGACGCUUCAUUUACACAGCACUGAAUGAGCCAACCAUAGACUAUGGCUUCCAGAGGCUUCAGAAAGUCAUCCCUAGACAUCCUGGGGACCCUGAAAAACUGGCAAAGGAGAUGUUACUGAAAAGGGCAGCAGAUCUAGUUGAGGCGGUCUAUGGAAACACCCACAGUAACCAGGACAUGUUGCUGAAAAGGGCAGCAGACAUUGCUGAAGCCCUGUAUAGUGUACCACGGCCCCACAGUCAGCUGCAAGCUCUGCCCAGCUCCCCAGUGCAUGGCAGUGUCAUGGGACUAAGCUCGUAUCCCUCCCAGCUGGGGGUCAGUAUUGGAGAACCUGGACAAACCAGUGGGCAAGGUUACAUGCGUAACUCUAGUUUGUCUCCACGUGGCUACCCAUCUGCCUCCACUCCUCAACAGUCAAGCUAUGGAUCUGGAGGAGGCAUGAGUGGAGGAUAUGGAGCUGUGCCUAUGAGCAGUUUGGGUGUGCCAGGGUCCCCUGGCUUUAGUAGCGCCUCUCCAAACAGCUCUCCUUAUGGUACAGUAUCGUCAGCGAAAACAGUUCCUGUCUCCUGUCUCUUUUUAGUAAUGCCUUCCAGUCCCACUAUACCAGGAUCCAGCUCUUCUUCCUCUCUCCUUCCCUUCUCAUCUUUUCCUUCCACCGCCAAACAGAAGAGUGCUUUUGCUCCCGUCCUGAGACCCCAGGGUUCACCUUCACCUGCCUGCCCAGCCACAGGAGGCAACGGCUUCAGAGCAAUGGCAGGUCUUGUAGUCCCACCAAUGUAGAAGUCAAGUCCUCACCAGCCAAGAUUUUCACAACUAGCUGAUGCUUUAUGGAUAUGCCAUGGAGACUAGUGAUGUCUCAACCAUUUAAUGACUCCCAUCAUACACUAAUCAAUAUUCCACACAAAGCUCCUACAAGUGGAAAAGAAACUCCAGAGACUGAAAGAAGUACACUGCAAGUUAUGGCAAGCAAUGGGACCUGUCUUUCAAUAUAGAUGAAAAGAAAAACAUGAUGAAGCCAGUUAAGUGAAUGUGACAAGAGGACAACUUUGGGGAACUCUCAAGAUAUCACCUCAGAUGUUCUUCUUUUAAAGACAUGCAGAGAAAAAGGCUUCCUUUCUAUCUUCUUCUUAGCCCAGAGAAGCUUCACCAGCCCACCAGUCAUUCAAGACUAUUUUUCUACACGUCAGCAGAUUCUGAGUCAUAUGCUCAAUGGAUUUCCAUCACAUUCUA
Messenger RNA from Colossoma macropomum (tambaqui), 2671 nucleotides. RefSeq names its product EBF transcription factor 2 (gene ebf2). The record is from RefSeq and is a predicted model, not a curated record. The transcript is spliced from 16 exons. Gene Ontology annotation, molecular function: DNA-binding transcription factor activity, RNA polymerase II-specific; RNA polymerase II cis-regulatory region sequence-specific DNA binding. The coding region runs from base 425 to 2221 and encodes 598 amino acids. Gene Ontology annotation, biological process: regulation of transcription by RNA polymerase II. Lineage: Eukaryota; Metazoa; Chordata; Actinopteri; Characiformes; Serrasalmidae.